AUCUUCUACUACUCUUCCCAGCUCCUCGGCUGACUUCGUCUCCACUCUCCGUCUCAAGUCUCUGUUAACAUGACGUUCAGAUCUCAGCGUUUCUCCGGGAGGUCUCUCUCCGCGGCCAGUGGCCGUUCGCUGGCCCCCGUCAGCUUCUCCAGCUUUGGAAGUCAGUCGGUGAUGGCUGGAGGUCUGCAGGGCGGCGGGUCUGGAGCCGGCUUGGGCUUCGGGUCUGGAGCCGGCUUCGGAUCUGGCGCUGGAUUGGGCUUCGGAUCUGGUUUUGGGUCUGGUUACGGUGCGGGUGGAGGUUCUUUCUCAGCUAGUUUGAGGACAGUUGGAGGCGCUCUCUCGGGUGGAGGAGGCGGCGGCUCCAUCGGGGCUAGUUUCAGGGCGGGUGGAGGUUCCUUCGCGGAAGCCGUGUCCAACGUCAUCAACGAGAAACAGCAGAUGCAAGUUCUGAACGACCGUCUAGCAACCUACCUGGAGAAGGUGAAGCGCCUGGAGACCACCAACCAUGAGCUCAACGAGAAGCUUCGCGCAUUCACCGUCAACAGAGUCCAGAGCAGCUUCAACCUGGAGCCCUACGAGAUCCAGAUAAAGCCGAUGCGCGAGAAGCUUCUGCUUCUCAUGCAGGACCACACACGCAUCGCUUUAGCCUUAGAUAACGCCAGACUGGCCGCUGAUGACUUCAGAAUGAAGUUCGAGACGGAGCUGGCCAUGCGUCAGUCUGUGGAGGGAGACAUCGGCGGCCUGAAGACGCUGAAGAAGGAGUACGACUCCACCAACGUCGUCUUACUGCAGGACGUCACGGGCCUGGAGAAGGAACGCUCCGCCCUCAGAGACGCCCACCAGGAGGACAUGGUGGCUCUGCGCGGGCAGAUGAUGGGCACGGUGACGGUGGACGUGAAGGAGAUCGAGAGCACGGAUCUGUCUCGAGUGCUGGCCGAGAUCCGCUCCGAGUACGAGACGGCCAUCGAGAAGAGCCAGCGCGAGGCCGAGGACUGGUACACCAAACAGGUGGAGAAGAAGCAGGCGGAGGUGGAGCUGGUCACAGAGAGCACCGUCAGCGGCAGCUCCGAGAUCACCGACAACCGCAAGCAGAGCCUGAGUCUGCAGACGCAGCUGGACGCCGCCCUGAUGGAGAAGGGCGGUCUGGAGCAGCGUCUGGUGGAGGUGCAGGCUCAGUACCAGGCCCAGCUCUUCUCUCUGGCUCAGCUGGCGGGCGGCCUGGAGGGCGAGCUCACCUCGGUGCGGGAGAGCGCUCUGCAGCAGAGCCGGGAUUACCAGCUGCUCCUGAGCACCAAGGUCCAGCUGGAGCGGGAGAUCGGCACGUAUAAAGCUCUGCUGGAGGGAGCCGGGGAGCUCAGCAGAAACCUCCAGAGUCCAGCCGUGAAGGUGGAGGUGAAGAGCGCCGCGCUGUCGUUCCCCGCCGGUGCAGGAGGCGGAGUCAAAGUCGCCGCUCCCUCUGAAGGACAGUCUGGUUCUGGCGCGGUGGUGGGCGGAGCAUCAGGAUACGCUCUGAUGUCACUGGAGGGCGUGGCCGGGGAGGCAGUGAUGUCAUCAGGCGGUCCAGCCCCUGAGGCGUAGUGUCCAGUGGAGGAGUGAGCGGGUCAUCAGGGCUCAGCCAAUCAGACGCUGACGUCAUCUACAGUGUGUGUGUGUGUGAGACUGUGACCGGCUUCAAUAAACUCAAAUCCUCAA
This is a messenger RNA of Puntigrus tetrazona (Sumatra barb), 1692 nucleotides long. RefSeq names its product keratin, type I cytoskeletal 47 kDa. The record is from RefSeq and is a predicted model, not a curated record. The coding region runs from base 70 to 1578 and encodes 502 amino acids. Gene Ontology annotation, molecular function: structural molecule activity. NCBI's taxonomy places the organism in Eukaryota, Metazoa, Chordata, Actinopteri, Cypriniformes, Cyprinidae. The transcript is spliced from 8 exons.